UAUCGGCACUGUCAAACACAUAAUACAGUUGUGUUUACUUUCACAUUUUCUAUAAUUUAUGUAAUUCAGGUCUACCUUAAACAAUUUGAUAUCGAUGUCAUUUUUAUAAAAUAAAAUUCCGAGCAUUGUAAAAAGUGACCAAUUAAUAAAAUAGUUAUGAGUUCCGACGUAACAAAACAGUUUGCUGUUAAUUGGAACAACCAUAUGAACCAUGUUAAGAAGGCUUUUGAUAACUUGUUAGUUAACAGCGAACUAACCGAUGUCAUUUUAUAUGCAGAGGGAAAAAAAGUGGGAGCUCAUAAAAUGUUACUUUCUGCAUGUAGUAAUUAUUUUAGAAGUCUAUUUCGAGAGUUCCCACAAGAGCAUCCUAUAAUUGUUCUAAAAGGAGUUAGUUAUCCAGUGCUAACAGACAUAUUAAAAUUCAUAUAUAAUGGAGAAGUCAGUGUGGAUAGUGAUGUGUUCGAUAAUUUUUUACAAACAGCAGAAUUUUUACAAAUUAGUGGUCUCACAGACGGAGGGAAGAAUACUAAGAAAAUUCAAAAUGGAGAUAAAGAUACUGUAAAGGACGACUCAAAUAUGAAUGACGAAGAACAUGGGUCAUUAGUCGAAAGCAAAACAAAAAAAGAAAAGCGAUCAAAUGUAGAUGCAGAACAAAAUACACAAUCAAAACGCCCCAGAGAAGAAACAGAAUUUAAUUCAAUAAAGUGUGAACCUGGCGUUCUAACAGCAAUUUUUCCAGAGGAACUUUCUGAUACAUUGCAAGAAGCUUCUCAGUUUCCUCCAGAGCUGAUUUUACAAGCUGCAGGAUCCAAUGUUUCUGUAGAUGAUUCAGCUAUGAAAAGUUCCUCGUCAACGGUGCCUAGUGUCUUAUAUGACUGUGAAAUAUGUGGGAAAAGUUACAAACUAAAAGAUUCACUCUCGAAACAUUUAAGUGUCCAUGCCGGUUAUACCACCUGCAUAAUAUGUUCAAAAGUGUUGUCUAGAAAAACUCAUUUGGAUCGCCACAUGAUGCAAACACAUGGAAUUCUCAGUAUAGGUGGCAAGAAUACAGUAACGACAACGGCAGUCAGCAAGCCUUCGUAAUUUUAUAUGUACCUACUUAUUUAUUUAUAUAUUUAUGAAUAUUUUAAAUAUUUUUAUUUAUGUUGGAAUUGACACCUAGUUAUGUUACCAAGUUGUGUAUAUAAAGUAAGGGUAAAGUUGUAGAGCAAACAAAAUGUGUUUUGAUGGAAUCUGACCAAGUUUUACUAUUGAUUUCCUAAAAAAUUACGAAUAAUCAGGCAUUUAAAAGAUGGGUAUGGGCACUAUGGAAAAUAUGCACAUAAUAGAUGUGUUAUUAAACUGAUGGUAUUUGAUGGCAGUUGAGAGUAGAGAGUAUUUGCAAAUGCAUAGCUGGAUUUUCUAUUAAUUACAAAUAUUCAUUAUUGAAUUGAGCUUCGUUCCUAAAGCAGUCCCAAACAGUUCCGACAGUCAGACACAUGCACAGUCCGAUAUAAUGCUUACAUAAGGUUCAAAUUUCAUUGCUUCAAAUCAAUUGUACAUGCGUCCGACAGUUGAAAACUGUUUCUGAUGUAUUAGGAACAAAGUUAUUAAGUUACUUUUUGAAAUCGUAAAAAGUUAAGCAGAGUUUGUAUAUAAAUCUACAAUUUUAUUCAGGUUUUAAUAUAUUUGCCUUUUAAUACAUUUAAAAUAAUUAUUGUUGUACCAAUGUAUACACAAAUGUUUAUUUAUUUCCAUUUCAGAAUAUUUACUAGUAGUUUAGGUAAAAAACCUAAUAUAGGAUCAAAUGAAUAUUUAUUUUCUAAGAA
Messenger RNA from Anoplophora glabripennis (Asian longhorned beetle), 1808 nucleotides. RefSeq names its product longitudinals lacking protein, isoforms H/M/V. Gene Ontology annotation, molecular function: protein binding. Gene Ontology annotation, biological process: regulation of transcription by RNA polymerase II. NCBI's taxonomy places the organism in Eukaryota, Metazoa, Arthropoda, Insecta, Coleoptera, Cerambycidae. Gene Ontology annotation, cellular component: nucleus. Bases 157 to 1083 code for a protein of 308 amino acids. The transcript is spliced from 3 exons. The record is from RefSeq and is a predicted model, not a curated record.